GAACUGGAGAAGGGCGGACCCCAACUAGGGCGGUGGCUGGCUUCAGGGGAAGGCGGAAAGACUGGAAGAACCUUGCGGCCGAGUGUUGAGCUGUUGCCUGUCUCGCUGCUCCCGGGUCCACGGAGCCCCACGCCCCACGAGACGCGGGCGCCAUGGCCCUGGGGCUGCUUGAGCUCUGCAACUGGAGCACGCUGGCGGCGUGCACGGCGCUCAAGCUGCCACAGAUCUCCGCCCUGCUGGCAGCGCGUAGUGCGCGGGGCCUCAGCCUCCCAAGUUUGCUUCUGGAGCUGGCCGGGUUCCUGGUGUUUCUCCGAUACCAGUGUUACUAUGAGUACCCGCUGCUGACCUACCUGGAGUACCCCAUCCUCAUCGCACAAGAUGUCAUCCUCCUGCUCUGCGUGUUCCACUUCAACGGGAGCGUGUACCGGGUGGCGCCCUACCUCGCCCUAUUCGUGGCGUCGUGGUUCGUCCUCACCCUGCAGAAGUGGAUCAUAGACCUGGCCAUGAAUUUCUGCACUUUGAUCAGCGCGGCCAGUAAGUUCGCCCAGCUGCAGUGUCUGUGGAAGAGCCGUGACUCCGGGGCGGUGAGCACCCUGACCUGGGUCCUCGCUUCCUACACCUGUGCCACAAGAAUAAUAACGACCUUGAUGACCACCAAUGAUCUCACAAUCCUCACACGUUUCGUGGUCAUGCUGGCAUUGAACCUGUGGGUGACAGCGACAGUGCUUCGCUACAGGAGGCCGGUCACCAAGGCUGAGUGAUGGGGACGAGAUUCUCACGCCCAAAGCGAAGGUCGAAUAACCGAACCGAAGGAAAGGACACCUCAUUGCUAAGUCAAGUCUUUUAAAAACCUAGUCGGUCAUUUCAGAGCCUUCGAAGCCCAAGGUAUUUAGACCUGAGCGGUUCAAACUCUUGUGUGAACGGCUUUCGCACCCGCCCACCCCUUCAGACACGAUUGAUGCAGAUUGUCCAAGAACUCAGUCUGAAAUCGCUUUGACCCAUAGAAGUCACGGUCAAGUUCUCUCCAAAGAGCUAAGUACGUCUGCUUUUCAGCUUUCAGAAUCUUUUAAGAAAUAAGCCUCUCCCCAGCACAGAUGAGCCUGGAGUGGGAUUUGGGUCGGUCAGAAGUGGAAUUGUAAUAAAUGACGAGGGUUCGCCUGCGGGGACUAAGGUCUGAUUGGAACGCAGGUGUGAGAGGGUGGCCUUAUUGUAUCGAAUCCAGUAUAACAGCUCCUUCUCGUGUGUACCAGGGCAAGUGAGCAUGCACCUGGCUUGAGCUCGUGCACCGAAGCGGUCCUUUCUCUUCCUCCUGUGCCUCCCAGCAAUUCCUGAGGAUGCCCUGUGGGGAAGCAAGUCAAAUGCUGACGCAGGCGCAGUGCUGACGUUUUAAAAGGGCCACAGCCUCACAAGGAACCAUGAUUAGAACUCAGUGUAAAAUAGAGCUCACCUCGACCAGGUUUUGUGUGUUGAAAAUACAUGCAGUGAAGGCUCUUUCUGGGUUCCGCCAAGUUCCUCUGGCUUUUAUUUUCAUUUAGGUAGCGUGUUCGAAACAUGACAAGAUUAUUGUACGCUGGGUUUUUCUAUAAAAGUUUAUAAACCCUAACUUUUAAAAGCUCUCUUUCCCCUUACAGUUGAAGGGCGUUAUUCUAGUGUGUAGCUCUGCAGUUUGUAAAUGGUAUUUGUUAGAUGUUUUGGGUGCCUUUGUAAAAUAAACUCGUAUUUUGAA
This is a messenger RNA of Artibeus jamaicensis (Jamaican fruit-eating bat), 1726 nucleotides long. RefSeq names its product solute carrier family 66 member 3 (gene SLC66A3). The record is from RefSeq and is a predicted model, not a curated record. Lineage: Eukaryota; Metazoa; Chordata; Mammalia; Chiroptera; Phyllostomidae. The transcript is spliced from 7 exons. The coding region runs from base 153 to 761 and encodes 202 amino acids.